CAGAAUUCCUUUUUAAAACCUUUAUGAAGGUAAUGGCAAGGACUCUGGAAAGAUUUCUGGUCGUAUAGUUGAUUCAGACAUGCAUGAUGUUGGGCGUUUUCUUAACCGGCUGUUAGGUCUGCCACCUGAAAUCCAAAACAGGCUCUUUGAGUUAUUUGUCAGCAUUCUAGAUCUUAUCAUUCAGAAAGCUCGUAUGGAAGGAAAUUUAGACUCUGGGAUUGUUGACAUGAAAGCUAACAGUGUUGAACUUCAAGGGACUCCUAAGACCGUUCAUGUUGACAGUAUGUCUGGGGCAUCAACCAUAUUGUUUACUUUUACACUUGACCGUGGAUUCAGUUGGGAGCAUGCUUCUGCAUUGCUCGAAGACAAGCGGAAAGAUGAGUCGGGUUCAACUGUAAUUGGAUUUUAUGAAUCAAAGAGAGAAUGGCUGGGACGACGUCAUUUUUUAUUGGCAUUGGAAGGUUCUUUUUCUGGAACCUACAAGCUAUUCCGUCCUACUCUUGGAGAGGCCCUGAGGGAAAUGCCGCUUUCUGAAUUGCAAGACAAGUACAGGAGAGUAUCUAGUUUAGAUAAGGCUCGAGCUGGCUGGGAGGAUGAAUACGAUGUUUCAUCGAAGCAGUGCAUGCAUGGUCCAAAAUGUAAAUUGGGCAAUUAUUGUACUGUUGGCAGACGACUACAGGAAGUGAAUGUCUUGGGUGGCCUUGUACUUCCUGUGUGGGGAACAAUCGAAAAGGCUCUUUCGAAGCAGGCACGCCUCAGCCAUAGACGUAUCCGUGUUGUGCGGAUUGAGACUACAAUGGACAAACAGCGGAUUGUUGGGUUGCUCAUUCCAAAUGCAGCUGUGGAAUCCGUACUCCAAGAUUUGGCCUGGGUGCAUGAUAUUGAGGAUUGAGUGAAACGCGGAUAUUAUUGUUGAAAGAAGCCGUGCAGGAUUGGUCUGUAGUUGCUAGUGAAGAACCCUACCUAUUUCGGACUAAAAGUGCACAAGGCAUUUACAUUAGAUCAACCAACCGCAUGCCUGCUGAUUCAUACAAUUGUUGAUAUCAUAUUUUUUUUGGGGGGCCGGUUUUUUACCUGUGUUAAUUUUGUAAAGCAUAGCUCAUAAUAAUAAUAAUAAUAUUAU
Cuscuta campestris is the source of this 1123-nucleotide messenger RNA. The record is from the annotation of a GenBank genome assembly. NCBI's taxonomy places the organism in Eukaryota, Viridiplantae, Streptophyta, Magnoliopsida, Solanales, Convolvulaceae.